Messenger RNA from Schistosoma spindalis, 892 nucleotides. The record is from the annotation of a GenBank genome assembly. Lineage: Eukaryota; Metazoa; Platyhelminthes; Trematoda; Strigeidida; Schistosomatidae.
AUGACAAAUGAAGAACACAAUUGGUAUCGCCAGCAGCAGUUACUUUUAGAUGCUGAAGAUCAUCGAAGGACGUUAUUAGCUGAAGAAGAAAAUAAGCUACGUGAACAACGUAAAAGAUUAAGUGCAUUAAUUCGCGAAGUGAAAUUACAUGAAUUAAGCAUAGCUGAAGAAUCUCGUUGUCAUUUUAGACAACUGGAUAUUCGACGUCGCCAAUGUGAAUUAAACAAGCUAGAGCAAGAAUUAACUCGAUUGACUAAUUGCCGUAUCGAUGAAAUAGAUGCAGCUGCUUACGCUACAGAAUUAGCUGACUUACGUGAAAAACUACACAAGAGGCGUGCAGAAACUUUAGCUAUCAUAAAUGAACAGCUACAAUCACGUGACAGAAAUCAACCACCAAACAAAGAAUGUCUUUUUUUAACAAGCUCUCCAGAUAUCAAUGAUUUAAUUACAGAUGAUAGAUAUCUUGAGAGAAAUGUUAAUAAAAUUUAUUCAGACAGUCCUGACUAUGUGAACACACCAAUUGAUUCUGAUGUGGUAAAGUCAAACCUAAAACGUAACAGUUCGUAUAAUAAGCUCAACGCAAUGACAAUGUUCCCCUUUACUUCGACCAAACUCGGACCACAAACUGUCAAUUAACUCCACUAUGAAAUCUAUUCUCAUGUUACUUACUUUUGGAAAUUGUCGUGAAUGAUCAAGAAACAUUUAUCUCUGUUCCAGUCAUUUCCAAACUUCGCUAUAGUCGAGAUAGCAUUAAUAACUAAUAUUCUUGUUUCAAGUGUGUUAAUAUUUUCACACCAUAUUUACAUAACGAUGUGUUCAUCAGUAACUCAAAUUGUUCGACGUUUCUCUAUCCUCUUAAAAAUGUAUAAAUAUAAAUAGCUUUUUAACUGAA